Molecule: messenger RNA, 2405 nt
Organism: Aspergillus steynii IBT 23096
Lineage: Eukaryota; Fungi; Ascomycota; Eurotiomycetes; Eurotiales; Aspergillaceae
Exons: 2
Coding region: 279-2261 (660 amino acids)
Cellular component (GO): site of double-strand break
Source: RefSeq, a predicted model, not a curated record
GUUAUUCGCCUGUACUCCUCCUGAGCUCGUUCAACACGACACGGUUUUACUAUAUUGUCCAUACGAUUGGGUCACUUUGACAUCGCAUCUCUUCUUUGAUACAUUUGUAUCCGGAUCUCACCGGUUGAUUGAAUCUCGUCAUCGAUAACCUUCCAUUCGCGUCCCUCCAGCAUAACGCCUCCACCGUUGCGUUGGCAUAAGGCUUCAUUAUGCUCUAAUUUGGCCCGACUGUCUAGAUUGACACGUGUAGAGGAAACACUCGUCUGAUUAGCAUCAAUAUGACCUCCUCAACCACCUCCUCGACCCUGUCGCACAGCCUGCCCGCCCUGCCCUUUGCUAGCAAGCUGAGUGAGCAGCUCUCGCAGCGGCAGGAGCAGACUGACUCUGGCGCCGAGACAGAGACUGCAGGUGACAAGAACAAUUCACUCGGGCCUCCAUUGCGGCCGUCGCCGAAGUCACGCUCUCUGUCCGACGCCGCCAAACCCGUUUCCUCGCCGCGGUCCAACGCCUCGGACGAUAACCGCCCCUCCAGCAAAGAUGAUACCUCCCUCUCCUCGACUCCGGAAACGCCCCAGCGCUUAUCCAUGUAUCCGGGGCUUCCCUUGAAUCCGACGACGAGCCACACGAAACCCUCCGCUCCUUCUCCUCUGUCGUCGAAUCGAACGCCGCUCUCGCCGAAGCUCGACUCGUCUCAGAUCUACGGAUCGCCCGGAUCGGUACUCCCUCGGCGGUCGAGGGGUCUGGAUUUCUCCAGGGCCUGCACCAACCUUCACCAUUCGACGCUUGCUGAGUCCUCGCCCGACUCGUCCCCAACGAUAGGCGGUCGGGGGAUGAACAUUCCACCCCGCCGCGGCUCGAUCGGAUCGACGUCUGCGCCGUUCUCGACGUCCGGACCAGCGGAUAAGACGACCAUUUCGAGCUCGGUGUCGAGUGUGAAUAUGAUGGAAUCGGAUACCAGCAGCAGCGAGGAGGACGACGAGUCGAUGGAAAAGGAUGAUCUCAUGAUCACCAGUACCCCGCAGGCCAACAAGUUCGCCGGAGGUCCGAGUCCUUUUGCGGGUGGCAACGUUCCCAGUCCUGGGAAUGACUGGAUGGGCGGAUAUUCGCAGGCGGCUGCUAGUUUGAUGAGUUUCCAGAGGGCUCGAUUCAGGAAAGGUCGCAGCCGACAUAGUUCGAGCAGUGCUAGUGGGAACAGCUCCAAGCCGAGUCCUAGCCCGCACUCGCCGCCUGUCAUGAAAAGCAUCGAGAAUCAGAACACCGGAGGGUACUUUGCAUCGAAGGCUGGGAUCGGCCCACGCCGCGAGAGUUUGAGUCUGGGAACCCGUGACCUGCGGUUGUCCGAUCUCAGCGAUGACGAAAGUCGCACCCGGGGACAUAGUCCGAGUACGCCGAGCUCGGAGGGUGGGCCUCUGGGCGUGAUCCGACGAGCCGUGACGCGCCGGGGUAGUUUACUGCCUAAAACCAAGACGUUUGCUCGCAUCCGAGCUGCUCUGAUGGAAGAAACCGCCCCUAUCGAUAGCGAGGCGAAGCGCGAGUCAGAGGUGAUCCGACAAGUUCGCGAGAGCGAGCCCGAAAUUCCCCAGAAAUCGCCCGGUCUGGAUGCUUUUGCGUCCGGUAAUCCUUUCCAGCCGGCCGAACCAUUCAAACACGGCGGAGACACUGUCAGGUUGGGGACCUCUGCUCCGGAUGAACCCAGCUUUAGUGAGGAGGCUCAUCGAAACUCGGCCGGUCAAGAGUUUUGGGAAUCCUUCGAUGAACGAUACCGGACACCCCCACCGCCGCUACGCCGGCCGGGCACGUCCAUCUCGGAAGACGAUCAGGCCAUGGACAUCACGCCCUCGACCGCCGUGCGGUCCUCCGGUGCCGAGUUUGCGAAGCCCGGCGAGCGGCCCAGCUCACGGUCCUCGACACCUUUUGUGGGCCACUCCGGCACCAUCACCGAGUUCAAGCGAAAACGGCAGCGUGAGGAUGACUUUGAAGCCAAUCUGUUCAAACGACGGGCCGUGUCUCCCAGCAUGAGCGUCCAAAGUAGCCCGGUCAUGCCCAAUUCCCCGGUCGUGAAGGAGACCGGACCGAAUAUCUGGGGGCCGCCGCCGAAGUCGAAUCUCGGCGCGCUCUUCCCAGACCGUCCCCCGGAGACUCCUAGUCGCGGAAAUUCCAGCCAUGCGGGCCAUGCGGGGCAUACGGGGACGCUGAAGCGGGUCGGAUUGCAGGGGAUGACAGAGACCAACGACGGACUCAUGAACAUGAGUAUCGAGUAGGCCAUGCGAGCCGGACUCGCCGUGCUGGUAGAUUGUUAAUACAUAUUUAGCGUGGGUGGGCUGGUUGCAGGCGUUGUUGAUUGGACUGUUUAUUUAUAGUGAACUACCGUACUUAAUAUAAUAAAUACAAUUACAUCUCUCAGG